GAGCGAGGGCGGGAGGAGCGGCGAUGGAGCCGGCGCUGUGGCCCAACAAUAUCAACCAGGCCAAUAAGGUGGCCCUGCUCGCCUGGGUGAAGGAAACUGGCAUCAACCUGGUGCAGGUUAACGGGCAGAGGCGCUACGGCGGCCCCCCGCCAGGCUGGGUGGGCAAGCCCCCGCGCUUCGGCACCGAGGUGUUCAUCGGGAGGCUGCCGCAGGACAUGUACGAGAAUGAGCUGAUCCCCCUCUUCCAGAGCGCGGGCGAGCUCUACGAGUUCCGCCUCAUGAUGACCUUCAGCGGCCUCAACCGCGGCUUCGCCUACGCCAAGUACAGCACGCGGUGCGGUGCCAGGGAGGCCAUCGCCACCCUGCACAACCGCGAGGUGCGCCGGGGCUGCGCCAUCCUGGUCUGCAGGAGCACCGAGAAGUGCGAGCUCAGCCUGGACGGCCUGGCCCCGGCGCUUGCCCGCUGCCAGCUGGAGGCUGCCCUGCGCAGGCUCACCGAGGGGCUCCUCACCCUCACCCUCUACCCCAGCCCCUACCGGCGGCAGGCCCAGCUGGCACUGCUCAAGUACAGCUCGCACUACGCUGCUGCCAUGGCCAAGAAGACGCUGGUGGAAGGGAACGCGAAGCUGGUGGGGCUGGAGGUGAAGGUGGACUGGCUGAAGACUGACCUGAAGCAGAAGCUGCAGUCACAUGAGGAGAGCCCAGCACACAGCCAGGACCAGGAGGCCAAGUGCCCAGGGGUGCCCAGGUCCCUGGUGCCACAUGAUGCUCUGGCCCACCUGAAUGCAUUGUGCCAGAGGUGGUACCUGGGCACCCCUGUGUUCCUCACCAAGUAUGUCCAGGGAAGCCCUGGCGGGUGGCUGCGGGUCUGGUGCCAGGUGGCCAUCCCGGGGUGCCCCUUGUCCUUCAGGGGCUUCGUGUGGGUGCGGCCGGACAGGCGCGGCAGGAGCGGGCACGAGCAGGCCAAGGUCGCCGUGGCACUGUACGUUCUCCAGCUGCUGGGGUGCCAGCUGACACGGGCAGCUUCUGCCCGAAGCACGCCGUGAGCCGAGCUGCCAGCACCACGCCGAGCCCUGCAGGGGGACCUGCUCCUGUCCUGCUUCUGAUUCGAGUUCGUUUGGGUUUGUUUAGAGAGCUGGAGGGCAGCACUGGUGGCCUUCUCUGGGGCACCUGCCCUGCUCCCUGCCAGCCCUUGGGCACAGUUCUGGGUUUUGGGGGAUGUAGGCUCACCUGCCCCGUUGGCUGGUGGAGCCCUCCCCAGUUGUGGGAUAGAGUUCUCAGUUGGGUGGUGGAGCCUUCCCCAGUUAGGGGAUAGAGAAGUUCUCAGUUGGGUGGUGGAGCCCUCCCCAGUUAGGGGAUAGAGAAGUUCUCAGUUGGGUGGUGGAGCCCUCCCCAGUUAGGGGAUAGAGAAGUUCUCAGUUGGGUGGUGGAACC
Molecule: messenger RNA, 1434 nt
Organism: Pogoniulus pusillus (Red-fronted tinkerbird)
Lineage: Eukaryota; Metazoa; Chordata; Aves; Piciformes; Lybiidae
Gene: DND1
Product: DND microRNA-mediated repression inhibitor 1
Exons: 5
Coding region: 24-1046 (340 amino acids)
Biological process (GO): mRNA stabilization; negative regulation of miRNA-mediated gene silencing
Cellular component (GO): nucleus; cytoplasm
Molecular function (GO): mRNA binding
Source: RefSeq, a predicted model, not a curated record